AUGGCCGGAGAAAACGAAGCUACGGUGACCCCGGCGGCAAACAAAAAUCUAGAUUUGACAAGUCCAUUAUACAUGCAUCCAUCGGAAAGCGCUGGAUCCAUGCUAGUUCCAAUAGUUUUUGACGGAACUGGCAAUAGAUCAUGGAGGCGAGGAAUCCUCAGGGCACUCUCCGUGAAAAUCAAAUUAGGGUUCAUUACCGGAAAAUGUGAAAAGCCGGGCUCUGAUUCGGCAGAUCUAGAUCAAUGGGAGCGUUGCGACGAUAUGGUGACCUCAUGGAUCCUAAACUCACUGUCUAAGGAUCUAGCGGACAGCUUGCAAUACAUCAAUGAUGCCAAAGAACUUUGGCAAGAACUAGAGGAUAGAUACGACCAAACUAAUGGGGCAAAAUUGUAUCAACUACAAAAGGAGAUCAACGAUCUGAGCCAAGGAAGUCUGGAUAUCACUGGAUACUAUACAAAAAUGAAGAAGCUUUGGGAAGAACUUAAUACCCUGAAUGUUCAUGCCAAAUUGUAUACUGUUGUGAGAGGAAGUAUCCUGAUGAUGAACCCUCUCCCAACAAUAUCCCAGGCCUUCUCAAUCCUCAUUCAAGAGGAGAAACAGAGGGAAGUUAAGCCAAAUAACAAUUUCUCAAUGGAAUAUGCUGCCUUAAACGUGAGUGGCUCAGGAAAUGGGCACAUUAAGGACAAGUGCUACAAACUUCAUGGAUUCCCACAGAGCUCCAGGUUCAACAGGGGAAGAAGAGUUGCUGGAAAUGUUUUUGGACCAUCAAAUGAAGCUAACACAGUAAGGGAUGAUGGCAAUGGCUCUCAGGAACAGGAACAGAAUCGACACAUGCAUAGCCUGACUAAAGAACAAUAUGGCCAACUGCUCAGCAUUCUGGAAAAUUUUCAAGGAGGAGCAGAGAAAUCCACAAAUAAUUUCAUCAAUGGAGGAGCUAUGAAAUUUGCAGGUAUAUCAGCAUGCUCUACUCAUCUUGAUACUAAUGAUCAUUUAUGUGAUAGUUCUAGUUCAAAUGCUGACACUUGGAUCCUUGAUUCUGGGGCCACAAAUCACAUGACACAUAAUAAAUCAAUUCUAACCAAUGUUAAAACCUUAGUAUAUCCAUACUUAGUCACACUACCAAAUGGUUACAAGGUCAAGGUGACACUGAUUGGUGAUGUAAUUCUAAGCCCAAAAUUCAUUCUCAAAAAUGUCCUUUUUGUCCCCAGUUUUAAGUUCAAUCUGAUAUCAGUCCACUCAUUGACUGUUCAACUUGAUUGUAUUAUAGUAUUCACCAAGUACAUCUGUAUUCUUCUACAGGGCCCUUCACUGAAGAGGCCACUAGAGAUUGGUAAAGCCAAGACUGGUCUAUAUCUUGACAGUUCAAGCAACUGCAACACUAGUUCAACUCUCUCUAAUCCUUCUAGUGCAUCCUUUCCAUGUGUUACUAAUAAUGAGAGUAACAUAGAUUCUGUAGCUAAAACAUCUAGUUCACUUCCUUCUACUCAACUAGUCAGUACUAAUAAGGUAGUUCCUACUGCUCCUGUUAAUUCCACCAUGGCUAUCCCACCUUACAGUAGUAGUACAACUAGUUCAACUGUAAACAGUUCCAAAAAUAAAAGUGAGUCUUUCUUGUAUGAUAAUGUAUCUACUACAGAAUCUUUACUUGAUCUUUUGUGGCAUAACAGAUUAGGACGUGUACCUUUUGUCAAAAUGAAAGGGAUUCCUUCUAUUCCUGUUACCUUUGCACCUAAACAGCCCUUUCUUUGUCCUAUAUGUCCAAUGGCAAGACUGCCCUCUUCAUCACUCAAAUUAAAAUGUCCUUCUGAACUUCUGUAUCAGAAAAAGCCAAAUUAUUCCCAUCUCAGAAGCUUUGGCUGUUUAUGCUUCCCUACCACCCUCAAAACACACAAAGAUAAGUUUGAACCAAGAGCUACUCCCCAUGUUUUUGUGGGAUAUUCCUUUGGGACAAAAGAGUAUAAG
Molecule: messenger RNA, 1962 nt
Organism: Nicotiana attenuata
Lineage: Eukaryota; Viridiplantae; Streptophyta; Magnoliopsida; Solanales; Solanaceae
Exons: 4
Source: RefSeq, a predicted model, not a curated record